CCAGAGCCUCGCAGGGAGGGAGGGCGCAGACCCACUCCCGCCCCGCGCUGCUCGCCGCGCUGGCGAGGCGCUGGGAGCGGCGCCUCCGGGCGGGUUCCCGGCGCCUCGGGCAUGACGGGGGGCUGCGCCGCGCCCCGGAGCCGAGCCGGGACAGCAGGAGGACAACUGCCUUCAGAUGAUACAGAACUCAUUGACAGUUGCUAUUGCUUCAGUCCUACUUCAUGAGAACUUCAGAAGAUACUAACUGAGAUGGUACGUGAACAAUACACUACAACAACACCAGGCACUAGCCUAGAGAGGCCGAAGAACGAAUAUGUCUACAAAAUUGGAAUUUAUGGCUGGAGAAAGCGAUGCCUCUACCUAUUUGUUCUCCUCCUGCUUAUCAUCUUAGUUGUAAAUUUUUCUUUAACAAUUUGGAUUCUUAAAGUGAUGUGGUUUUCUCCAACUGGAAUGGGACACCUGCGUGUUACAAAAGAAGGCCUUCGUCUUGAAGGGGAAUCAGAAUUCUUAUUCCCUCUUUAUGCCAAAGAAAUCCAUUCUCGAGUGGACUCAUCCCUGCUUCUCCAGUCUACUCACAAUGUGACUGUGAAUGCUCGCAAUUCAAAUGGGGAAGUCACAGGCAGAUUAAAUGUGGGUCCUAAAAUGGUAGAAUUCCACGGUCAGCAAUUUCAGAUCAACUCAAAGGACGGCAAGCCACUUUUUACAGUGGAUGAAAAUGAAGUUGUAAUUGGCACAGAUAAACUUCGAGUCACAGGGCCUGAGGGAGCACUUUUUGAACACUCUGUAGAAACACCUCUUGUGAAGGCAGAAGCUUUUAAACAGCUUAGGUUGGAAUCACCAACGCGAUCUUUGAGCAUGGAUGCACCACGAGGAAUUAAUAUCAGAGCGCAAGCUGGGAAUAUUGAAGCUCUUUCCCAGAUGGAUAUCAAGCUACACAGCAGUGAUGGUGUGCUUUUGCUUGAUGCUGAAACUGUACGACUGCCCAAAUUGCCUGAAGGUACAAGGGGUGGCUCUGCUGUUUCUCAGGGCCUCUAUGAAAUCUGCGUGUGUCCAGAUGGAAAACUCUACUUGUCAGUGGCUGGCGUGGGCUCCACUUGUCAAGAAUACAGCCGUGUCUGCCAGUGAGGCACCAGAGAAAGACACACACACCUUUGCUAGGCUGAUUUUUAUAUUAUUGCUGAAGAAAAUUACCAAAAGCAGAAUUUUCAGAAUUUUAAAAACAAAGUACUUCAGUUUAGGUAACAAAUCUGUAUCUACAACUCUGGACUACAGGGUGAAAGGGGAAGAAGAGCACAAAUGACAUUUCAACUUCUGAAGAAUGACUUGAAUCAAAUUAUACGUUCUUUCAUUAACACUGUAAAAACAGCCUUAUAGAGAUUAUUAAAAAAAAAAAAAAAGGAAUAUUUCCUUAAAAGUUUCCUAUUGUUUAUGUCAUUGUUAAUAUUUUUGACCUCUGUGGGUUUUUUUCUCUCACUACAUGUAAAGUCUUACUGCAUUAGUGGGUGAAAUUAAAUUGAGGGAACUACUUGAACUAUUUGCUAAGACAACACAUUAUCUGGGAAAUUCAGAAGUGCCAGCAAAUGGUCUAUGCAAUUUUGUUCUUGCAAUAACACAAGAUAUGAAAAAUGUGGUAUUUGUAUAAGUUCUGUGUAAAAGGUAUUAAUUUGCUAAUAGCAUUGUAGUUUAAUUUGGCAACAUACAUGCUGAUUUGCUUCUUACUGAGAUUCAUAUAAAAAUAACUAAUACAAAAAGCUCCACGAGUCAUUUAUACCUCCCUGUCUCAAAUCUGUUCACUAUACAACGGAGAAAUAUGUUAGUAUAUUUUAUAAUAGCAAUAGUUUGUUGUACUACCUGUAUCAUUGCACUCAUUUAAACCCUUUUAUAUCUUAGGACAUACUAAUUCAACAAGGCAAUUUGCUCUGCCUGCUGGACUAGUAAAAAGAAAACAAACACUAUCCUUAAUGAGGCUUCAGAUUGUCUGACACAAGAAACUGUUUGGGCGCUGGGAGAAAAAAAUCCUUUUUUGCACCCACAGGAUUCAAGAGGACUAUUUAAUUUCCACCUGCAGCUGUAGGCUGAUAUUUCUGAUCCUGUCAGAGUAAGACUCCACCACAAAUGGAGAGAGUAAAAUUAACUUGUUAACACUUUUUUACAUUGGGACUUUGGAUAAAGAGUGAAUGCUUACCAGAGCUGAAAAACCAUUUAUUAACUGUGUAGAGAAACACAACUGCAGACCCAGUCCCCUGUACAGCGUUGCACUGAACACAAAUAAAUUGUUUGCACACCUCUGGGUAGCAGGUUUUGUAUUUCAUACUCUAUUGUUUAAGCCUUAUGGGGUUUUAACUCCUUUGAUGCUGUUUUGUAUAUACUUGGUAAUAUUGUUACCCAGGUAGGAGCUGCUAUCACAUAGUGCCUUGGUGUCUACAUACAGAAAGACUUUUACACAUAAUCAUUAUUAAACCACAGAAUGUUCAUCCUUUAGAGAAAAGAAUCGUCAUCCAUAAGGCAGGAGAAUCACAAUGGAAUAAUGACUAUGCCAUUUUUUAAACUUGCUACUUCAACUGUCGUGUCCAAGCAAAGAAGCCAGCACUCAGUUAUGAGCCUGAGUUGAGAAGCCCCCAGUUAACCAUAUCCAUUAUUACUGUAGCAAAGCUCUGGGUAGGCCCUGCCUUAAGGGCUGCCUUUGGAAUUUAUCCAAUGAGUUGAAUGUACAAUACUGAAAUUGCCUGUCAUUGGCAGGGUGGAGCCCUCAGAAAUUAAUGCAAACUAGAUGAGCUUCACUGGAAAAAGUAGCAGACACGGUUAAGCUGCACUUUCGGGUGUCUUCAGGCAAAAGAGGCAAGUGAAUCAAGGUCUCCCAUGUUAUUUGGAGAGUGCUCCAAUUACUAACAUAUUGCCUAAAGGAGAGGUAGGAAGAUACACAGCUUCCAUUUCUGAAAUUCCCUUUUCCUUGGCUUAGACAUCUACCCUCAGGAGUGAGUCUAGGGCUGUUGGCCAUAAAGACAGCAAUACCUCUCUCCGCUCUACAACUGUAUCUCUGAACUCUCUCUCUACUACUAAGGCCCUUAGCCAAGACAGGCUUAAACAGAAACUUGUCUUCAGCAUUCCCUUAAAGUCAGUUUAGGUGAUUCUAGCUCCAUGUCCAAGUUUUUACAGUCCAAAUUGUGCUUAUUACAGUCCAAAAUUUGCUUAUUCAUUCAAAAGUUUAUGUAUUAAAAUAAAAGGCAGCACAUUCCAUUGUGUGUGCCAGAUACCUGAAAACCGCUGCUACAAGUAACUGGGGGAGCCGUCACGUCUUUUACAGAUGUAGUACAACAGCAAAACUCAGAGUCCUCGGAGAACUCAGCCACUAUCUAGUUUCAAAAGCAUUUGAAUUGUCAUCAUACCUAUCUUUCUGACGUUAAGGGACGUAUGCCCACUUGCCUGUGGUACUAAGCUACUCAUUCACCUAAUCUAAUCCCUAGAUUUUUGCCAGAUACUGUAAAUAAGCACAUUAGUUACAAUCUGCCUAUCAUGCUGGCAAUGCAAACAUAGCAUUCUGUAACGCAUUUUAAGCUUUGGUUUGAAGGCACAUUUUCAAAUGUGAUUUGCCAGUUAAUACAGAGGAAGGGAUUGAAUCAAGGCUUUCCAUGUAUCACAAGAGUAACCUAACUCCUAAACUACUGAGUAUUUGGAAGCUGAUUCUGUUGCAACAUCUUGCAUUGGAGUUGCUCUGUUUUAGUCAACAUUUUUACAAAGCUGUGCUAUACAGCAAGGAAAAUCAGAGUGCGGUUCCAUGGCUGCUACCACUACUAAGCACUACAGCACCUCAGUUCAACAUUGCAGUAAGUACUGCCUUUCUCAUGGACAUAAUCCUUUUGGACUUGCCUCAGUUCACAGGUGGAUUCUGAGUAAGACAGAAAACUAAACAGGCCUGCUGAAUACUCAGCUCUGCCAUCAUCCAAAUCAUCAGUUUGCCCUUCUUCAUUGUUUAAACUUCAUUCUUCUUUUCAUUAUGCUACAAAAUUGACAUUGAAAAUAUAGUUGCAUUAUAUAAGUUGUGCAGAUUUUUUUUAAAGCAUGGAUGGCAACUUCUUGUCACUAAGGAAUAUUUUUGGGAUUUUUUUUUUCUUUUAGGUGUGGUUAGUGGGAAAAAAAAGUUUAUGCUAAACCGACCACCAUCUGAUGUUGUAAUUUCAGUUGCUGUUAAUCUCAAUAUGGUUCAUAUAUCACUGAAUAAUCUUUUCUGAUAUCUCCAAGUGGAUGUCUUUCCAUCUCUCUUUAAUACUUCAGAAUUGUUGUUACUGCUUGAAUCAAAGUUCAGUAAACAGUUACAGAUUAAUAGAAAAUUAUGGAGCAGGAGAGUAUGCACUUCUCUAUUUUAAAGUGUUAUCCAAAUUGAGAAGAAAGAAAACCACUACCCAGCAUACUGAACUGUAUUGUUUGCAUAUUUUUUCUCUCGAGAAGAAUUAUUUCCAGCAGUUCUUGUAACUGGAUGGGAUUGUUACACAGUGGAAAAGCAAAAAUAUCAAAAUGGUAUAACUUCAUUGGUGAUUGCCCAAACACAACCCUCUUUGUUUCCAUU
Molecule: messenger RNA, 4564 nt
Organism: Cuculus canorus (common cuckoo)
Lineage: Eukaryota; Metazoa; Chordata; Aves; Cuculiformes; Cuculidae
Gene: SGCG
Product: sarcoglycan gamma
Exons: 9
Coding region: 250-1125 (291 amino acids)
Biological process (GO): heart contraction; cardiac muscle tissue development
Cellular component (GO): sarcoglycan complex; sarcolemma
Source: RefSeq, a predicted model, not a curated record